This is a messenger RNA of Asparagus officinalis (garden asparagus), 2859 nucleotides long. RefSeq lists its product as uncharacterized. NCBI's taxonomy places the organism in Eukaryota, Viridiplantae, Streptophyta, Magnoliopsida, Asparagales, Asparagaceae. The transcript is spliced from 7 exons. The coding region runs from base 2236 to 2763 and encodes 175 amino acids. The record is from RefSeq and is a predicted model, not a curated record. Gene Ontology annotation, biological process: xylem development.
GAGCAAGCACUUUUCGAACGCGAGCUUCCAAAAAUAGAAAGAAAAAAAAAAAUCCUCAGCAGAACCGGCGCCAAUUCCAAACUUAAAAACCCCCCAUCCAUCUCCCCGAAGCCUACAAAUCCACAAACCCUAGAGAUUAGAAACCCUAAUGGAGCCCGGUAGCAGAAACCUCGGGAAGCGAGAACGGGGGCCGUUCGAUCCUCGAGCAGCUCCGGUCGAGGCUGAAGGAGGAGGAGGAGGAGGAGAAGGGCCCCGCUGGGACCCUGGAGACGGUGAAGAUCUAUGAUGAGUUUUUGGUUGAGUUGGUUUAUAAUUCGAAGCCGGUGAUCGCUGAUCUCAGCCUUAUUGCGGGCGAUUUGAGGGAGAAGCACGCGGCGGGGAUGGCCAAGGUGAUGUGCUACCGGAUUCUCAAGGUACUUCAACUUGAUGUGAAUACAACGUUGGCAUGGAGAUUGAGAUCUAGAUUGUCUCAAAUCCCGUGAACGUUUUGGUUUUUGGUUGAUGUGAAUACUGCGCUGGCAUGAAGAUUGAGAUCUAGGUUGUCUCAAAACCCUGGAACAAGUUGGCUUCUGGUUGAUGUGAAUAUCAUAUCGGCAUGAAGAUUGAGAUCUAGACUGUCUCAAAUCCCUAAAACAUGUCGGUUUCUGGUUUUGUUGUACAGAAACCUUGAUUCCUAAGCACAGAGGACAAGAUGAACGACUAACAGGUCACGCAGUAACCUUUUUGCAUGCCUUUACAUCUGCAACCAAAGGUACCAAACAUGUAAGUUCUCCAAUGUCUAGACACAAGGACACGAUUGUAUAAAGGUUUACUGUAACUGUACAUAUAUCGUCAUUUACUUUAUUAUGGCUAAGUUUCUGCUUUGCGGAAAAAAAUACAAAAUAAUUGUAUAAAACAUGUGAAAGUUAUAUUUUUUUGUUAGAAAAGACCGUCGAAGUCGUGUUUUGCAUGUAAUAUAAUAGAUAAGGGAAAAAUAAUAAUAUAUUUAAUAUAAAACAAGGUAAGAAUUCAGGUAGGAUACAACAAAAUAUAAGUCAAAUCAUGACUAAUAUUUCCAUGUGUUCAUAAGAAACCAAUUAUUAUCACUUUUGUUAGGUUAUUUAAAAUUCAAAUGUAUUCCAUUGAGUUUAAUUGUGUUUGUAUUAUGUCAAUGAGGUACUGUUUAUCAUCUUCAUAUCUAACUUUUGGGUGAUUCUUUUAUGUGUAGGUGCUUGAUUAUCUUUCUACAAGUGAAAAGUCUUUAACAUCUUACUAUAUGCUGGUAAUCAAUUAAGAUCAAUGUUGAUCAAUUAAUUCCUCUGGAUAUUUUGGGUGGUUCUUUUAUGCGUAGGUGCUUGAUUAUUCGAAAUUUUAAAUGUAUACAACUGAGUUUCAUUGUGUUUUUUAUUAUGUCGAUGAGGUACCGUAUCAUCCUCAUAUCUAACGUUUGGCUGGUUCUUUUAUGUGUAGGUGCUUGAUUAUCUUUCUAAAAGUUGAAAUUCUUUAACAUUUUAUUAUAUGCCAGUUAUCAAUUAAGAUCGCUGUCAAUCAUUUAACUCCGCUGUGCUGAAUAUUAAUUGCGCUGAAUAUGUGAAGUGCUGUGUGCCAAAUUAUCUGGUAUGAAUAGCUAAACCCUUUUCCCAGGUUCAGCUUGACAUACUUACCAGCUUAAGAUAAUGCACAUACAUUUAACGGUACAUCAGUGGUGAAGUUUAUUUGUCUAUCUGUUCGUUGUUUCUGUUUUCUUUCCCUUGUUCUCUCUUAAAUGUUACUUUUGCAGCGACAAAUUCACCAUAGCAAUGAAUCAAUGCCACACUCAAGGUCAUGGAAUGGCUCUUACGACAGAUCAAAAUAGUUUCGUGAUUACUGCAAUGUCUUUGAGUUAUUUGACUUGAGAUGUCCACCUUUUAUAGUUUCUCUUUUUUAGCAGGGAGUGUUACAAACCGUGGGCAGAGCCUUCUCUCUAGGGAACAGAUGCUGCAGUUAACAGAGACGCACCCCUCCACCCCCAAACCCACCUCCCAAAACAAAAGGUAUGAAAUAUAUGAUGGUGUGUGAGCAUGUGGACGGGUGUAUACGCAGUGAAAAGAUGAACAUUAAGCCACAUUAUUGACGGAAUUGACGUUAGCAAAGUUGAAGGAAAGAAUUGAAAUAUACAAUGAAAAGGUCCCUUGAGCCUCUUUUCUUAGUUGCACGCAAUUCUUUUGGUCAUGGAAGCUUCAACAACCACUCCCAUGAGCAAAGCUCUCUUCUCUAAUGGAGAGCUUUCGGCUCGCUAUCUCAGCCUCGGGCGAGGAGGAAAGUGGAUGGACCAUCUACUUUGACGACUUCUUUGCCCAACAGGAGGAGGAGUUAGAAGAUAAUUGCACUAUUUCAAACAGUGAUAUUAAUAACGGUGGCUCUUCUAUGAUAUCUGAUGCUGCUUCUUGUGUUCCAUGGAAGUUUCCGGCGACCACCCAGGGCCAGAACAAGCUUAGCUUCAAGAAGAGGAAGGGAAGAAGAGUGUUGAAUGAAGAUCCUUUGGAAGACACUGCUAGUUCUCCUGUAAAUAGCCCAAAGGUCAGCGAAAUGGAUCAAUCGAUCGGCUUGAACCAAAGGAAGAAAGAUGAGAAUAGUUACAUCUCUCAGGAGAAGGACAUCGAUGGUUUCGAGAGUUGCUCAGGGCAGAGGAGGGAUGGGAUGGAUGGAUGCGGCGUUGUUGAUGGCGCAGACCAGUGUACAGAGCUCAAGGAGAGAGGGCUUUGCUUGGUUCCUCUAUCGAUGUUAGUUGAUUAUCUCGGAUAAGUUUAAUGUAUCCAAGAAAAAAUGAUCAAUCAUUUUAGAAUAUGUAAACAAAUAUAUAUAUGUAUGUAUGUGUGUGUGUAUAUUAGGGGUGUGCAA